AUGAUUCAGCAUGUCGCCACCAUUGCGAUUUUGGCUUUGAUACCCUUCAUAAUAUGCCAGACUCCUGAGUCCGUCAACGAAACCAGCACAAACAGUGCUCAAGAUAUAGAAGAUUUGCAAUUGUCUACGACAGCCACUUCAAUCACAACAUCGCAGAUUCUGUUGGAUAACAUUUACGAGCAAACCACUCCACAGCCAGGUCUAGGGAACACGGACCUCCCAGAGACCGGUACUAUAUCUGGUUUGAAUGAGGAAGAUUUACAAUUGAUUCCUGGAAGCACUUCCGAUGCUUUACAAAAUGCAUCGUCUACAAGCAUGACUACAACAGACGCUCCUAUCACAACAACCCAGAUUCUUUUGGAUAGUUUUAAUCAGCAAACCACUCCCCAGCCAAGUCUAGUUACCACGGAUAUCCCAGAAACCCGAAGUUUGUUUGGUUUGAAUGAGGAAGAUUCACAAUCGUUUUCUGGAAGCACCUCCACAGUUAUAACCACAACAGACGCCCCAAUCACUACAUCCCUGGCUAGCAUUGAUAAGCGUACCUCUCCUCAGCCAGAUCUGGUAAUCGCGGACAUUUCAGAAACUCGAGAAUCAUCUGGUUUGAAUGAGGAAGAUUCAAAAUUGCUCGGAUCAUUCACCAGCACAACGACAACAGACGCUCUAAUCACCACAUCCCAGAUUCAGUUAGACAAUUUCAAUGAGUCAACCUCUCCUCGAGGAGAUCUACCAGAUUUAGUGAACACGGACAUUCCCGAAACCCGAAGUAUAUCUAGUCUGAAUGAGGAAUAUUUACAAUUGCUUUCUGAGAACACUUCCGAGGCUUGGCAAAAUAGAUCGUCCACCAGCACAAGUACAAUAACCACUCCAAUCACAAGAUCUCAAAUUCUGCUAGAUAUUUUCAAUGAACAAACCUCUCCUUUGCCAGGUCUAGUGAACACGGACAUUUCAGAAACUCUGAAAAUUUCCCCUAGAGGGAAGCCAUUCACCGAUUCCGAAAGUGUUUCUAGAUUGAAUGAGGAAAAAUUACAAUUGUUUUUCGAUAGCACAUCCACCAGCACAACCACAACAUCCACUUCAACCACAACAUCCCAGAUUCUGUCGGAUAACUUCAAUGAACAAACCUCUCCUCAGCCAGGUCUAUUGAACAAGAACAUUCCAGUAAGUCUGAAAAUUCCCUCUAGGAAAAAACCACAACUGUUUUCCGAACGCACACGCAAGGCUAAGAAGCAAAAUAGGUCGUCGACCAGCACAACAACAACAGCCGCUCCAAUCACAACAUCCCAGGUUCUGUUGAAUAAUGAACAAGUCUCUCCUCGGUUAGGUCUAGUAAAUACGGACAAUGCUGAAGCUCAGAUUUCCUCCAGAAAAGAUCCAUCCACCAAUUCUAAAGGUAUAUUUGCUUUGUAUGCUUGGCAAAAUACAUCGUCCACAAGCACAACCACGACCACAACAGUCGCUCCAAUCACAAAAUCUCACAUUCUGUUGGAUCACUUCAAUGAACAAACCUCUCUUCAGCCAGAUUUGGUAAACACGGAUGUUUCAGAAGCUCUGAGAAUUUCCUCUACAGGAAAACCAUCUACCGACUCCCAUGGUAAAUGGGCUUUGUAUAAGGAAGAUUUAAAAUUGUUUUCUGGAAGCACUCCCAGGGCAUGGCAAAAUAGAUCGCCCUCCAUUACAGCAACAACGGCUGCUCCAGUCAGAUCAUCUCAGGUUCUGCUGGAUAGCUUCAAUAAGCGAUCCUAUCAUCAGCCAGGUCUGGUGACUUUUGACAUUCCAAAAACUCCACAAAAUUUUUAUGGAGUAAAACCAUCUAACGAUUCCCAAGGUAAAUUGGCCUUUUUAGAGAACGACUUACAAUUGUUUUCUGAAAACACUCCGAAAGCUUGGCAAAACAAAGCGGUCAUCAGCUCAGGAACCACAGCGGCUCCAAUCAGAUUAUCACAGGUUCCGUUGGAUUACUUCAAUAGGCGAACCCAUCAUCAGCCAAGUUUAGUAACCACGGACAUUCCUGAAAGCGAGAAAAUUUCGUCUAGGAAAAAUCCAUCUGCCGAUUUCCAAGGUGAAUUUGCUUUGUAUGAGGACAAUAUUCAUUUGUUUUCUGAAAACACUCCCGAAGCGUGGCAAAAUAGAUCACACGUCAGUACAACAACAACGGCUGCCCCAUUCAUAACAUCCCAGGUUUUGUUGGAAAACUUCAAUAAGCAAACCCAUCAGCCAGGUCUAGUGACCACGGAUAUUCCAGAUACUCGAAAAGUUUCCUCUAGAGUGAAACCAUCUACCGAUUCCCAACUUCAAUUUGCUUUAUAUAGGGACGAUUCACAGUUGUUUUCUGGAAACACUCCCAAGUCAAAGAAAAUUUCUUCAAGAAUAAAAACAGCGAUAAAAACACCUAAAUCUACUGUUGAUGAUGGUGUGGGAUAUGUUUAUACGUCACCUGCUGAACCCCAAAGUUCGCACAAGGCGCAUACGCAGCAAUUACAUCAAUUCACUAAUCAGCAAAUAAGCGAAACUAACAGCUCACCGUACCUCCAUCGAGUAACGAAUACUGCUACAAAUUAUGUUCCUGUUGUCCAGUUGCUGAACCAUCGGUCGCCUGCUGGUUCGUUCCAAAAAUCGGUUACUGUCCAUAGAAUCGGCAAUGGUGCACCAACGAGACGACGAUGGUCCUCUACUACAGCGUCUCCCCCUCCACCGUUCGCUGGUGAUUUACGUUACAGUAAUAUAUAUGUUCCAGACCAGAAACCAACGCCUCCAUCUCAGCCGGUCCAGAAACAUUUACCUUUCGUUCCAAUCAACCCGCAACGAAAAACUCAGCGUAUUACGUAA
Messenger RNA from Wyeomyia smithii (pitcher-plant mosquito), 2826 nucleotides. Its product is annotated as mucin-5AC-like. The coding region runs from base 1 to 2826 and encodes 941 amino acids. The record is from RefSeq and is a predicted model, not a curated record. The transcript is spliced from 4 exons. NCBI's taxonomy places the organism in Eukaryota, Metazoa, Arthropoda, Insecta, Diptera, Culicidae.